AUGGCAGUGAUGGUGGGCCUCCAGAAGAUGAUGAAAAAGAGGCAGGAGGAGGUGGUGGUGGUGGUGGACAUCCAGAAGAAGGUGAUGGAAGGGGAGGUGGAGGCGGGGCAGGUGGUGGACCGCCAGAACAAGAAGGUAGAGGAGGAGGAGGUGGUGGUGGAGCUGCAGAGAAAGAUGGCGGAAGAGGAGGAGGAGGAGGAGGAGCUGGUGGUGGGGCUCCUCCAGAAAGAGAUGGUGGAAGAGGAGGAGCAGGUGGUGGCAGUGGAACAGGCAUCUGUCAAGUUUCUAUUUUCAGUCAGUCCGCUCUCAAAGAUCACAGACAAAAUGAUCUAG
Messenger RNA from Podarcis lilfordi (Lilford's wall lizard), 333 nucleotides. The record is from the annotation of a GenBank genome assembly. Lineage: Eukaryota; Metazoa; Chordata; Lepidosauria; Squamata; Lacertidae.